Messenger RNA from Racocetra persica, 281 nucleotides. Lineage: Eukaryota; Fungi; Glomeromycota; Glomeromycetes; Diversisporales; Gigasporaceae. The record is from the annotation of a GenBank genome assembly.
UCUUAAAAGGCAAAGAAACCCACGAAACUGGUGGUAGAACUGGCUGCUUUGGGCUUAGUAAAUCCGAUCAAAUCCAUGAAGCUUAUUGUAAAUUCAAUGCUCCUUGUAGUUACACUUUUUAUUCUGAUUUUGGCUGUAAAGGAAGUGUUGUUGCUAAAGGAUCAGAUAAAACUAAUUAUGAUCCCCCUAUCACUGUCGCAUCCGGCUGGGUUGGGUUUAUGUAUCAGCUUAGAUGGUCAACUGUAAUGGUGCCUGAUGAAACUAUUUUUGCGAUGAAGUAA